This is a messenger RNA of Globicephala melas (long-finned pilot whale), 3264 nucleotides long. RefSeq names its product OTU deubiquitinase 6B (gene OTUD6B). Lineage: Eukaryota; Metazoa; Chordata; Mammalia; Artiodactyla; Delphinidae. The record is from RefSeq and is a predicted model, not a curated record. Gene Ontology annotation, molecular function: cysteine-type deubiquitinase activity. Gene Ontology annotation, biological process: protein deubiquitination.
CUUGAAGGCGGGGCUGGAUCCUAGCUGCGGCCAAUGGCGCACGGGGUGAGGGUUGAAGGGUGGAAGGUGCUCCUUGCCGGUUGUGCUGGUUCCUUUCAGCAGCUGUGCUGGGUUACCUGGUCGUCAUGGAGGCAGUCUUGACUGAGGAGCUUGAUGAGGAGGAGCAGCUGGUGAGAAGGCAUCGCAAAGAGAAGAAGGAUUUGCAAGCCAAAAUUCAGGGUAUGAAGAAUGCUGUCCCCAAGAAUGACAAAAAGAGGAGGAAGCAACUUACUGAAGAUGUUGCUAAGUUAGAAGCAGAAAUGGAACAGAAACAUAAAGAGGAGCUGGAGCAUUUGAAGCAGACUUCUAAGGAGAGUAAAAUAGAUUCUGUUGCUGUCAAUAUUUCAAACUUGGUUCUUGAGAGUCAGCCGUUUCGGAUAUCAAAAGCACAAAAGAGACGGGACAAAAAAGCUGCACUGGAAAAGGAGCGGGAAGAAAGGAUAGCUGAAGCUGAAAUUGAAAACUUAACUGGAGCUAGACAUGUAGAAAGUGAAAAACUUGCUCAAAUAUUGGCAGCUAGACAGUUGGAAAUUAAACAGAUUCCAUCUGAUGGCCACUGUAUGUAUAGAGCCAUUGAAGAUCAACUGAAAGAACAGGACUGCAGUCUGACUGUGGCUGCCUUAAGAUGUCAGACUGCUGACUAUAUGCAAAGCCACGUGGAAGACUUUCUGCCAUUUUUAACAAAUCCUAAUACAGGAGAUAUGUAUACUUCAGAAGAGUUUGGAAAAUACUGUGAUGAUAUCAUAAACACCGCUUCAUGGGGAGGUCAGCUUGAGCUAAGAGCCCUGUCUCACAUUUUACGAACACCAAUAGAGAUAAUACAGGCAGAUUCUCCUCCUCUUGUAGUUGGUGAAGAAUAUCCAAAAAACCCAUUAAUACUUGUUUAUAUGAGACAUGCAUAUGGCUUAGGAGAACACUACAAUUCUGUUAAACGGUUGGUGAACACAGCUAGUGAAAAUUGCAGCUAGUCUAUAAAAUGUUGCUGUUAUGUUUUAGUACAGCGUGCUGAUCUGAGUAUUAAUACCAAGUGUUGGAUUGUUCUAAAUGUUUCUGGAAAAAAAACAACUACCUUAAACCAGUUUUAUGGCAAAGCUACUAACAGGUUUUUUAAAAAUGUGUCAAAGAUAAACUUUCACCAAUGUCCCCUUAGUGGUGUUUUAAAAAACAGUUGUAAGUCCCUUGUGGAGAACAUAAUUUAUAGACCAAGAUGGUACCCUGUUUGCUGAUAUUUUUAUUAAAUAUAGGAUCCUGAACAUUCUGUUCUGUGUUGAAAUAGUUAAAAAAUUUUUUUCUCCCUAUUACUGAAAGCUUUCAGUAACCGUGUCAGUGUAAUUUUUCUUGAAGAAGUGAAAUGACUCAGUUUCUUUGACAUUGCAAUAAUGUGGUGAUGGUGAUAGCAAAUUUAAUGAGUGCUUAUAAAUGAACGUGAUUGCAGUAACUUUGGUGUUGAUGGGAUUAAUGCUCUGACGCUUUUUAUAUAGCCCCAUCAAAGUGCAGCUAAGAAGCUUGCUUUAAUAAAGAAUUAAAAAAUAUUUAUUCAGAUGGGAAUCAGUUGUUAUAUUUUAAGAAAUGAGACAAAUUCAUAGGUAAAUAUGUUUCCAAUCAGAUUUAAACCUCUAAAGAAGUACAGAUGUCUUUUAUUUGUAUAUAACUUAAAAAGACUCAGCAGAUUAUUGCUUUUCUAACUCAUUUGUUAUUCCUUUCUGUUUCUUAACUUCAGAAUGGUUGUACCAUCAUUUCUUGAUUAUCUUCUUAACUAUAAACUUUUAUAUCUUUGUUGUAUUUUCUCCAUCACUACUCAGCUACUUUGCUUGCCUUGCAGUCUUUUACACUAAGAAAUAGUUUUUAGUUUCCCUUAUUCUUUAACUUGUGAAAAUUGAAGGAGUAGCAAUAUAAAAGGGUCCAAGGCCAAAUUUACUUCAAAUUCUUCCUCUUUUACAAUUUGUCUUACAAGAUCUCUCCCUUUGCUUCAUUCUCUAGGAUUACAGAAUGCCUUCGUUAACUUAUUUUGUUAGCCUUAUUAAUGUCACCUUUCCUCAAAUAUUUGAGAAUAUUUGUCUCAAGUAUUUGGGCAUUUUUUAUGUGGCUGAAAGCCACUGUUGAGCCAAGACUGUAUAAUAAAAUCAGUACAAUACUUUUCAGUUGAAUGAUUUGUCUAGCUCAGAUUUUAGGUUACUUGUAACAGUAUUCUAAGAAGAUAGUACCCAUAUGUACAAAUGUGUCUGAUAAUUUGUUAUGUAAGGGGGUAUUAUAAAAAUGAAACCUUUCUGGUUUGAUCUGUUUUUCUCAAAUAAGAAAAUAACUAGUAAGAUUUUGCAUCAAGUUUAUAAAAUUUGAAUUUUUUCUCCAUGAAUGCGACUAAUUUUUAUAAGUAAAUAUUGGGUUUUAUAAUAUUAAAAACAGGGUAUCAGUAUCACAUGCCCAGCAGGUGACUGUGUGGGAACCUGGCAGGAGCUGUUCUGGUCAUCUAGAGCAAAUAAGUACUACAUGAAGGUAUUCAACUGCCAAAGAUUAAAACCAUUCUGCUUGCCAAACAAAAUAUAUUCUGAAGGCUGCUUGCUUUGUAAUCCUUGAUCUGAAUUUUUUGAGGGGUCUGAAAUUUAUAAAAUAAUGAUAUUGUAAAAUACUAAGCAGCUUGGCUUUAUUUUGAAGUAAUCUGUUACUUUAAAAGAGAAGCAUUAAGAAGUAAUAAAACAAGAUACAAAGAUAUCUAGUUAUUAUAAAUUCCAUCUAUAUUUAAAGUAUUCUAAAAUAACUUAUUGGUAGCUAUUUUUUUUCUAGCAGGAUGAGUAGAAUUGUCUUGAUUGUAGAUAUAUUUUUUAAUUUUUAUUAUUUUUUAAAUGGCCAAUAUGGUAAUGAACAGGGUUUGUAUGGUCAGCUUCUCUUCUUUCUUAAAACUUGAGAUAAAAAUUAUUUUAGCUGUAACCUAAACACUAAAAUUAAAGUCUUUAAAAAAUGGCAGAUGUUAACUUAAUAGCAGCAUAUACUAAUUUAAUUUGCUGUAUGAUGCUGGUCUCUUAGGGAAGUUUGAUAAGCUUUCUUUUGUCCUAACUCAGAAAAGUAUAUGUUAGCGUUCUGGAAUAUGUCUUUAGCCAAGAAUUUUAUCCACUUAAAUAUGUUUUUUAACUUAUAUAAAGCAAAAGAGAAUGUGUGUAACUAUAGUGAGCAAUAAAAUUUUGUUCAUAUUAUCUGAUGUUUGCUAAAAUAAAAGAUGAGUGAAUUAAA